This is a messenger RNA of Drosophila guanche, 924 nucleotides long. RefSeq names its product borealin. The record is from RefSeq and is a predicted model, not a curated record. The coding region runs from base 36 to 716 and encodes 226 amino acids. The transcript has 3 exons. Lineage: Eukaryota; Metazoa; Arthropoda; Insecta; Diptera; Drosophilidae.
AACUUAUUUCAUAAGUCAAUCGAACGUAGAGUAAGAUGCCUCGCACCCGAGUUGUGGCAGGCCGUGAGGUGCAGCGCAAGAAAAUUGAACAAGAGGAGAAGUUGCGCCUGGCUCAAAUGAGGGCCGAAGCCGCUCUGGAGAAGGCAGAUGAGUUUGAGAAGAGAGCCAAACAUCAAGUGGACAUGCAAAUGAAGCUAAUCCACGCCCGGACUGACAAGCGCUUGCUGGAGAUGAAAUGGUCUGAGUUUGUAAAUCUGAAUCCUAAACAUUUCAAGGACUACAAGUGGAAGGUUCCCGAGCCACCAGUCAGUCGAGUACGCAGCACCUCUAUCAGCAGCGAUCGCGGACGUUGCCGCACUCCUCAGCUCUCGCAGCUGCCGCGACCAAUCGUACAUUCCUUGGACAGAGGACAUUUGAAGACUUUAGCAACCCCCCAGAAAGCUCCACCCAUGUCGUUCGAACGUUGGCCGCGGGCCGGUGAGUUAGUGCUCUCCUGCGGCGGCAGCCCUCUGGCUGUCCAGACUCCACAGCAGAACUGUGCCGACGUGCACAUACCCACCAAGAAGGGCGUGAUCACAGUGAAGCCCUUCAAAAUCGAACGUGUGACGCGGGAUGUGCUAAUGCAACUGGACGCGAAUACACUGAACCAAGUGAAGACAUUGAAGGCCAAUCUGGGGGUCAUUGUGGACAUGGCCAACAAAAUGGGCAAGAUGUAGGAUUUAGGACGUAGGAUGCAUGGAUAUCGGAAUUAAAAAUGACAGUCUACGCUCUGGAUUUUGGAUCUUAACAUCGGACACCCCUAUAAAGAGUAAAUAAUACCCAACAAAGAUGUAUGUGUAGAGAAUGAGCGGAUAAUACAUGUUCCUAAGUAUUACAUAAUCUCCAAUAGUUAAAGAAUAGAGAAUUCAUAUGUGACAAUUUGAA